AUGAAAAAAUCGGAGGUGAAGCGGUUUGAAGAAGAAAAACACAAAGAGAAGACGACGACGAAUCAGAGGUCGAACGAGGAUCCAUCUAGCCAUCUCGAGGAUUUUGUCGGAGCAGACUUGGCCGGAGUAAAUAUUCAAACAGUCGUAGGAGAUCACGUUGGAAAAGAGAAGACGACGACGAAUCAGAGGUUGAACGAGGAUCCAUCUAGCCAUCUCGAGGAUUUUGUCGGAGCAGACUUGGCCGGAGUAAAUAUUCAAACAGUCGGAGGAGAUCACGUCGGAAAAGAGAAGACGACGACGAAUCAGAGGUUGAACGAGGAUCCAUCUAGCCAUCUCGAGGAUUUUGUCGGAGCAGACUUGGCCGAGAGGUCCGAAGAAACAGAGGUUGAGGUGAAACAAAGGUCCGAAGAAGAAAAACGCAUGGAUUCAACAAACACUGGUCUUUCAGAGUUGGCAACAUUCAUCAAUAACUCUGGUCAUGAAGAAAACCAUACCGUUAAGAAGACACUACGCAUGCUUCGCAAUUUGCUCAAGAAAACGGCACGUGAAAGCUAUUCCCUCUCUGGGAAGUACUUUUUUGGAUUUCCUUCAAACGAGCUUCAUAUUAAUCUCGGAACGGGUAUCCAACUGAGUCGAGGUUUGUUUAGAUCAUUAAGGGUCACCCAAGAUGGGUUGUAUCUAAAUGCAGAUGUAAUGACCAAAUGCUGCCAUCAACCAAUCCAUUUGACUCAAUUUAUCAGCAACCAAUUCGUUAACAUUUGCGUCCCUGCCAAGGCACUCACUUAUCAAGAACGUUCCAAGGUGGAAAAACUCAUUACUGGUUUGGAAAUUGAGCUGACGUAUUUGCCUGCAGCCAGUGCCGGCUCUUGGGGUGUGCCCAAGCACAGGGACUAUAAUUUAUCUAAGCCGGGCCUGCCUGCAGCAAAGAAGGCAGUUAUUAAAGGACUUUCGUUUGAUCCCAUCGGUCUGCUCACAUUCAAAUUAGCUAAAAGAGGCAGUGAAGUGAGAUUCGUGGACUUUUUUCGUAAACAAUAUAAGCGUAAAGUGACUUAUCUACAUCUUCCUGCAAUCCAAAUUGGGGCUGGUGAAUACGUGCCUAUGGAGUUCUGCCGUAUAGCUAGUGGCCAGCCGUACACACAACGUCUUAGUGAGCAGGCAUUCCGUCUUAGUCGAGAGCAAGCGAAGAAUUUCCGAAGUGCUUCUGUCAUAACGCCUGGCAGGAGAGAGAGUAUGAUACAAACGAUGAUUAGGAUUGAUAAAGAACAGGCGUUAAAGCUUGUGAACAAGAAGAUAUCAGUGUCUGAUGACUUAACCUCGAUCGAGGCUCGUGUGCUUCCUCCUCCGACGUUGAAAUUCCUUAAUUUUUAUAAUAUCAGUGAAGAAAUAACCGUGACUCCAAAUGAGGGAAAAUGGAACAUGUUUAAAAAGAAAAUGAUCAAUGGAGCAAGUGUAACUAGAUGGACUUGUGUAAAUUUCUCAACGCUUAGCCCUAUUUCAGCCACAAAAUUCUGUCAAGAAUUGACUAAGAUGUGCAGAGAUUUAGGAAUGCAUAUCCAACAUAUUACUCAAAUCAUCUCUUAUGAUCCUGAAAAGAUUGAGGACGCACUGCGAGAGAUCCACAAAAAGACAGCUGACCUCCAACUUUUGAUUGUGAUAUUGCCUGAUAUGACUGGAUCAUAUGGAAAGAUCAAAAAGAUAUGUGAGACAGAGCUGGGCAUUGUCUCGCAGUGUAUUCGGCCAGGAACGAUACUUGAGCGACCACACUUGCUGGGGGGGAAAAACUAUGUUCUUGACAAACACAUCUCGAUGGUACAAGACACGCCAACAAUAAUCUUCGGUGCUGACGUCACGCAUCCAACAAAGGCCGAACAAUCUUCUCUCGCUGCGGUUGUUGCUUCCAUGGACUGGCCUGAGAUAAGCACAUACCGAGCAUUGGUUUCUGCUCAGACUGGAAGACGUGAAAUUAUCGAGGACCUGUAUAAGUUGGACGGCCAAGGAGAACACACUGGAAUGAUAAGGGACCAUCUCUUAGCAUUCAUUAGAAAGACAAAUCAAAGACCUGGAAGACUCAUCUUCUUCCGUGACGGGGUAGGGGAAACACAGUUUGGGGACGUGUUGCGUUUUGAGCUACAGGCUAUACGCAAAGCUUGUUCGUCUAUAGAGGAUUUUCGUCCAAAGAUAACCUUUGUGCUUGUCCAGAAAAGACACCACACGCGGUUGUUUCCUGCUCAAGCGGAUAAGAAGGAUGCUGCUACUGGCAAUGUUCUUCCAGGUACUGUAGUUGACACAGUUAUUUGUCACCCGCGCCAGUUUGAUUUCUUUUUGAACAGCCACGCAGGUGUGAUGGGUACAAACAGAUCUACCCAUUACCAUGUUCUCUUGGACGAGAACAAAUUUUCUGCUGAUGAUUUGCAAAGGCUUACUAACGACCUUUGCUACACGUUUGCCAAGACUACCAAUUCUGUCUCGCUUGUCACCCCUGUCUUCUACGCCCAUUUGGCUGCGUUUAGAGCACGCUACUACGUGGAGGAUGAAAUGUCUGCUGUGCAUCUUCCGACAGUGAAAGAUGAAGUGAAAGAGAAGAUGUACUUUUGCUAAUGUUUGGAAGGACGAGGAAAUAAAAAAACAUAGCAUAAGAUAAAUGGUGGCCGAAACUCUAUGCCCCAAAUUUUUAGUCCAAAAAAAAACUCUAUGCCCCAAAUUUCACUCUUUUUUGUUUUGUUUUCGCACCUACUGUUACAUAUGCUUUUAAUAGUAUAGAUAUGGAACAUCUACCUGUUUAUA
Messenger RNA from Raphanus sativus (radish), 2784 nucleotides. RefSeq names its product protein argonaute 5-like. The transcript is spliced from 22 exons. The record is from RefSeq and is a predicted model, not a curated record. Gene Ontology annotation, molecular function: protein binding; RNA binding. Gene Ontology annotation, cellular component: cytoplasm. The coding region runs from base 1 to 2598 and encodes 865 amino acids. Gene Ontology annotation, biological process: regulatory ncRNA-mediated post-transcriptional gene silencing. Lineage: Eukaryota; Viridiplantae; Streptophyta; Magnoliopsida; Brassicales; Brassicaceae.